Messenger RNA from Bipolaris victoriae FI3, 1116 nucleotides. RefSeq lists its product as hypothetical. The coding region runs from base 1 to 1116 and encodes 371 amino acids. The transcript is spliced from 3 exons. Gene Ontology annotation, biological process: translation. NCBI's taxonomy places the organism in Eukaryota, Fungi, Ascomycota, Dothideomycetes, Pleosporales, Pleosporaceae. Gene Ontology annotation, cellular component: ribosome; cytosolic large ribosomal subunit. Gene Ontology annotation, molecular function: RNA binding; structural constituent of ribosome. The record is from RefSeq and is a predicted model, not a curated record.
AUGUCGAGGCCAACCGUCACCGUCGUCUCUGCCAAGGGCGAGGUCACCCAGGACACCAUCCCCGUCCCCAAUGUCUUCAAGGCCCCAAUCCGCCCGGAUGUCGUCCACGCGGUGCACACUGGCAUGAACAAGAACCGCCGCCAGCCCUACGCUGUCUCUGAGAAGGCUGGUCACCAAACUUCUGCCGAGUCCUGGGGUACUGGUCGCGCUGUUGCCCGUAUCCCCCGUGUCUCUGGUGGUGGUACUCACCGUGCUGGUCAGGCUGCUUUCGGCAACAUGUGCCGCUCCGGCCGCAUGUUUGCUCCUACCAAGGUCUGGCGCAAGUGGCACCAGAAGAUCAACCUGAACCAGAAGCGCUUCGCUACCGCCUCUGCGCUCGCUGCUUCAGGAAGCCCUGCUCUUCUCCUUGCCCGUGGCCACGCUAUCAGCACCGUCCCCGAGGUUCCUCUCGUCGUCUCAUCGACUGCUUUCGCCGAUGCCGCCAUCAAGAAGACCUCCGCUGCCGUCGCUCUCCUCAAGGCCGUCGGUGCUGGUGCUGAUGUUGAGAAGGCCCGCAACUCGCGCAAGCUCCGCGCUGGUAAGGGUAAGCUCCGUGGUCGCCGCCACAAGCAGCGCCGUGGACCUCUUGUCAUCUACAACCCUGAUGAGGAUGGCAAGGAGCUUGUCCUUGCUUUCCGCAACAUCCCAGGUGUCGAGACCUCAUCUGUCUACUCCCUGAACCUCCUCCAGCUCGCCCCCGGUGGUCACCUUGGCCGCUUCAUUGUCUGGACCUCUUCCGCUUUCAGCGCCCUCGACAAGGUCUACGGAUCCACCACUGAGCCCUCAGCGCUCAAGAAGGACUUCCUUCUCCCAUCCCCCAUGAUGGCCCAGCCCGACCUCAGCAAGAUCAUCAACUCCAGCGAUAUCCAGAAGGUCCUCCGCCCCGUCCGUGGCGGAGCCGUUACUAAGCGCAGCCACACCCAGAAGAAGAACCCUCUCAAGAACUUCCAGGUGCAGCUCCGCCUCAACCCUUACGCUGCUACCUUCGCCAAGGAGAAGCUUGGCCAGAAGAAGAUCGAGGCUGGCAAGGCCGAGCCUGCCGCCGAUACCUUCUACGAGCUGCUCCAGGAUAACUAG